Coccomyxa subellipsoidea C-169 is the source of this 2448-nucleotide messenger RNA. Its product is annotated as P-loop containing nucleoside triphosphate hydrolase protein. Gene Ontology annotation, cellular component: intracellular anatomical structure. Lineage: Eukaryota; Viridiplantae; Chlorophyta; Trebouxiophyceae; Coccomyxaceae. The record is from RefSeq and is a predicted model, not a curated record. The transcript has 15 exons. Gene Ontology annotation, molecular function: ATP binding; RNA binding. The annotation marks the transcript as partial.
AGGAAGAUGCUGGACGCUCAGAGGAGGUGGCGGGGCAGCAGGGAGGGGCAGGAGUGGGACGCGAAGCGGCAGCAGCUGCCCGUGGUGCAGAUCCGGGCAGGCCUGCUGGCUGCCCUGGCAGACCACGAUCUCGUGGUUGUGGGUGGCGACACCGGCUGUGGGAAGACCACACAGGCAUGCCCCCUAAUCAAUUGCACUGCAGUGCCUCAAUUCCUGCUGGACGCGGCGAUCGAGGCGGGGCAGGGUGGUGCGUGCAGCAUUGUGUGCACGCAGCCGCGGCGCAUCGCAGCCAUCUCCGUGGCCGACCGCGUUGCCUGCGAGCGCGGCGAGCCUGCCCCGGGCGCCGCCGGCGCGCGAGUCGGGUACCAUGUACGGCUAGACGCUGCGAGCACGCGUGACACGCGGCUGCUGUUCUGCACCACGGGCAUCCUGUUGCGACGGCUCGCCUCCGAGCCGCAGCUGGCUUCCGUCUCCCAUGUGAUUGUGGACGAGGUGCACGAGCGAACGCUGCAGAGUGAUUUCCUGAUGGCCCUCCUGAAGGACAUCCUCGCCAAGAGGCGGUCCCGCGGCCAUCCCCUCAAAGUGGUUCUGAUGUCUGCCACGCUGGACUCGAACCUGUUUGCCAGGUACUAUGGCGACUGCCCUGUGCUUGUGGCGGGCGGCCGCACAUUCCCAGUCGAGCACCACUUCCUGGAAGACACCUACGAGCUUACAGGGUGCUGCUCACUCUCGUCACCUUGGUCAUUUCAUGGACUUCCUUCUUCCAGUGGUGCUUGUGGGUGCCAAGCCGCGGGCUGGGGAGAUGAUGCGGCUGACGCGGGCGCUCUCAACCCGCACUUUGACGCAGAGCGCUACGCGAAUUUCAGUGUUUCGACUCGGAGAAAUUUGGCGCGGCUGGACGAGAAUCGCAUCGACUAUGACCUGCUGGAAGAGCUGGUUGCGCACAUAGACGGCAGCUACGAGGAAGGCGCCAUCCUCGUCUUUCUCCCUGGUCUGGGGGAGAUAAUGGCGGUGUACGAUCGGCUGACGGCGUCGCGCGCGCACCGGGAGGGGACACUGCUGGUGCUGCCGCUCCAUUCGAGCAUUUCCCCCGGGGAGCAGCGCCGCGUUUUCGAGCGGCCGCCUGCGCAUGUGCGCAAGGUUGUGCUGGCCACCAACAUCGCAGAGACCAGCCUGACCAUCGAGGACGUGGUCUACGUUGUCGACAGCGGCAAGCUCAAGGAGCGGAGGUAUGAUGCGAGCCGGGGCAUGAGCCUGCUGGUGGAAGACUGGGUCAGCCGAGCGAGCGCGCUGCAGCGCCGGGGCCGUGCCGGGCGAGUGCGGCCGGGCCGCUGCUUCGGCCUCUACACGCGGCACCGCUUCGAGGAGCGCAUGCGCAACAACUCAGGCGGUUUAAUGGUAUCUGUGCAGGCUCCAGAAAUGGCGCGAGUGCCGCUUGAGGAGCUCGUGCUGCAGAUCCACCUGCUGGGCCUCGGGCCAGCCGCGCAGUUCCUCUCCAAGGUGCUGGAGCCGCCGCCGCCGCGCAGCGUCACGGGAGCUGUCACGCAGCUGCAGACCAUCGGCGCGCUCACCCCCUCCGAACAGCUCACGCCCCUGGGCCGCAAUCUGGCCCAGCUGCCAGUGGACGCCAAGGUAGGCAAGCUGCUGCUGCUGGGCGCAUCAUUAGGCUGCCUCUCCCCGGCACUCACAAUUGCGGCCUGCCUCUCCUACAAGAGCCCCUUCUCGGCGCCCUUCGAGCAGCAGGAUGCCGCCAUGCGCGCCAAACAGGCAUUCGGCAGCGGGAAUGUGGCUUCUGGGCAGCAGUCGGACCACCUGCUCAUGGUGGCAGCGUUUGAUGGCUGGAUGGCCGCCUCAGCACAGGGCGGCCGGCAGACGGCCGGUGCGUUUGCGCGCAAGCACAUGUUGAGCGCGCAGACGCUGGAGAUGCUGGCAGACAUGCGGCAGCAGUUUGCGGCCAUGCUCGCCGACAUUGGCUUCGUCGCAGCUCCCAAGGGCGCACUCAGCCGCGGCCGGGGCGGCAAGGGCGGCGCCGGGGCCGCCCACUGGGUGAAGGCGGUGCUCUGCGCGGCGUUGUACCCCAACGCUGCAGUGAUGGAUGAGGCGGCCGGCAGAUCUGCGCGGCCGGCCUGGAAUGAUGGGACGGCGGAUGUGCACAUCCACCCCUCCUCCAUCAACCACCCCCUGGAGGCUCACCAGUUCCUGCGCCCCUACCUCGUCUACCUUGAAAAGGUGCGCACGAGCCGCACGUUCCUGCGCGACUGUACGGUGGUGUCGCCAAUGGCGCUGCUGCUAUUUGGUGGCGAGCUGGCGGUGGUGCACGAGGGAGGGUACGCCCUCAUAGACAACUGGAUCCGCAUCCGCGCCUCUGCCCCCACCGCCGUUCUCGUCAAGCAGCUGCGCGCUGCGCUGGACGCGCUCCUCGAGAAGAAGGUGCGGUCAAAUCUGUAA